Molecule: messenger RNA, 1036 nt
Organism: Myotis brandtii (Brandt's bat)
Lineage: Eukaryota; Metazoa; Chordata; Mammalia; Chiroptera; Vespertilionidae
Product: GTPase IMAP family member 7
Exons: 2
Coding region: 115-978 (287 amino acids)
Molecular function (GO): GTP binding
Source: RefSeq, a predicted model, not a curated record
GUUAAAACAAAAGCACCAGCUCGAAGAGUGUCUUUGGAGUCAAUUUGAGAACUCAUCAACUGGUUGAAAAGAAGGUCUUGUUGGUACCUGCACCUCAGAGCCUCUUGAAAGAAGAUGACUGGCCUUCAGGACAACACUCUGAGGAUUGUUCUGCUGGGGAAAUGUGGAAGUGGAAAAAGUGCAACAGCAAACACCAUCCUUGGGAGAAGAGAAUUUGAAUCUAAAAUUGCUCCUGACGCUGUUACCAAGAAAUGUCAGAAAGCAGAGCGACAAUGGGAGGGGAGGAACCUUCUUGUUGUGGACACCCCAGGGCUCUUUGACAUCAAGGAGAAACUGCAGACCACCUGUGAGGAAAUCAGCAGGUGUGUCCUCCUCUCCUGCCCUGGUCCUCACGCCAUCAUCCUGGUACUACAGCUGGGCCGUUACACAAAGGAGGAGCAGAGUACAGUGGCAUUGAUCAAGGCCAUCUUUGGGGUGGCGGCCAUGAAGCACAUGAUCAUCUUGUUCACUCGCAAAGAUGAUUUGGAUGGUAAGACACUGCCGGAGUUUAUAGCAGCAUCAGACGUAAACCUGCAAAACAUCAUCAAGGAGUGUGGGACCCGCUGCUGUGCCUUCAAUAACAAGCAGAAUGCAGAUGAGGCUGAGAAGGAAGCUCAAUUGCAGGAGCUGGUGGAGCUGAUAGAGGAAAUGGUGAGGAAGAACGGAGGGGCUCACUUUUCUGAUGACAUAUACAAGGACACAGAUGAAAAGCUGAAACGGCAGGCAGAAGCCUUGAAGAAAAUCUAUGCUGAGCAAUUGUAUAAGGAAAUUAAACUAACAGAAAAGGAAUGUGAUCAGGGAAAAAUAUCACAGGAAGAAAAAGAGAAGAAAAUAAAAGUCCUAAUGAUGAAGUAUGAAGAACGAAUUAAAGAUAUAAGAGGACAAGGUGAAAGGAAUAUAUUUUCAGAUAUUGUACAAAGGAUUAGGAAUAUGUUUUAAAAUCAAUGGCAUAGCUUUUUCAAAUAUUGUAAAUUUUCUUUUUUCUUUUUAAUUUGCC